AUGGACAGGGCAGAAUCGGGAGGCGCGGAAGGGGACGACGACGUGGGCAGUCCGGGGAGGGCGGAGGAGCCGACAGCGGUGGAGGCGGGGAAGCGGUGGGAGCGCAUGGGGGCGGAGAUGCGCAAGGCGGUGGCGCAGCUGGACAAGGCGGAGCCCGCCGCCGUGAUCGACGGGCUGCAGCGCCUGCACGCGCGCAUCGUGAAGCACGGCGCGCGGGCCGUCGACGCGUACGUGCGCGUGUCGCCGCCGGACUGGCUGCAGCUGCUCCGCCUGUGGGACGCCUGCCACCGCCGCGGCGCCUCGCACCAGUGUCCCUCUCUCCUUCCUCCUCGCGUCCCCCGUCGCGCCCGUGCGCAGAUGGCCGUGCCGCUGAUGGCGGUGCUGGCGGACAUCCUCGCCCUCGCCGCGCACACGCCGCGCCCUCUCCCCCACACACCCGCGCGCGCCCCUCCCUCCGUCCCUCCGCCCGUGCUGGGCGCGCCUCUGUCCCUCCCCCGCCGCAUAGAGGCGCUGGCGCGCGCCCUGCUGCCGCGGUGCUGCAGGAAGGGCGGCCUCUACGCGCACCUCUCCUCCCCUUCCCACGUGCACGCCACCUCCGCCCUGCGCCUGCUGCUCGCGCUCUCCCUCAUCUCCCCUGCCCUCACGCGCUACCUCCUCCUCUCCUUCGACUUCUCCCUCCCCGCCCUCCCCGCCCUCACCCAGCCCCCCGCGCCCUCCCAGGCGCCGGGCAGCGGGGGGAGAGGGAGAGGCGAGAGAGGGAAGCAUGUGGGCGCACAAGGGGGGGCAGCAGGCGCCGUGUUCUGGUCUGGCACACCAGCGGUGGUCGUGGGGGGCGAGCAGGGGGAGCAGGCGGAGCAGGCGGAGCAGGGGGAGCAGGGGGAGGAGGGGGAGGAGGGGGUCGAGGGGGCGGUAGGGGUAUUGAUGGGCAAGCAAGGGGCGGGGGCGUGCGCGGACGUGGGGGAGGUGCCAGCGCGCGUGCUGAUGGCGGAGUGGGUGGUGGCGUGCCUGGCUGUGGCGGACGCCGCCACUCUCACCCACGCCAUCGUGGCGCACAGACACAACCUGGCCGGCAUUCUCUGGCGCCUAGCGGGCGACCACCCCGUGACAGCUGGCAAGGUGUUGUGGGUGCUGCAGACGCGGGUCAUGGCGGCCAGUAGCAAUGUGCCACGCGGCCUGCAGGGAGCUCUGUUCGGGGAUAGUGCGCUGGAGCAGAUGGCGCGUGUGGCGGGAAGGGAGGAGGGGGGUGGUGCGGGGGCGGUGGCAGCAGGGAUGGCGCUGCAGGUGCUCCUGGCCGUGUGCAUGCACCCCCGCCAUGGCGUGCUCGUGGGGGGGGGUUGGGGGGGCGCGCUGCAGGGGAGACCACAGGAGGGGAUGGAUGAAGGGGAGGAGGGGGAGGAAAUUGUGGAGGAAGGGAUGGGAGGAGGGGGCAAGGAAGGGCAGGGGGGAGCGGCGGACACGGAGGGUGCUGGAGGGGUGUCGGAGGGGGAGUCGGGCAAGGGCGGAUCGGCCUCCGCCGCUGCUGAUUCCCAAGCCUCCUCUCAUUGGUCGGCCGGCAUGGAUCGUCUCAUUCGCCUCGCGCGUGGGCUGCAUGUGCUGCAGUGUGCGGCGCACCGCUCGCUGCUGCUGGCCAUGGCCCAGGCGUGUCCCCCUCUGGCUGCCGCCUACCUGCAGCGCCCUCCCUUCUCCCUGCACCCCACGCCGCACGCCCACUGGUACGACGCUGCCAUGUGCCUUGCUUCACUCCAAACACCUUCUUGCACUGAUCGUUGUUUCCACUUCUCAUCUGCUUCCUCUCAUCUUCUUCCUUCUCCUCGCCCCUCUUCUCUCUCAAUCUCCAUCAUCCCGUUAUCCAAAUCGCCUUGUCAAAUGCCCCCUCCACUGCUCGCCCCACACCCGCCCAUGCCGCACCCCCCCUCCCCCAGGUUCGCGGGCAUGGCCCUGGUGAGCCGCCUCGUGCGCGUCUGCGCCACAAUGCCCCUCCUCUCCGCCUCCGCGCCCUUCUCCCUGCGCCUCCCCUCGCCCAACGUCUCCCCCCUCCUAGCCCGCAUGCUCCCCCCGUGCCUGCCGCGCCCCGCCCUCACGCGCGCCCUGCUGAACCGCUCGCCCCGUGUGCGCCUGCUGGCGCUCUGCACGCUGCUCGACUGCCUCUCCGCCACCCUGCCCCUCCUCGCCCUCGCGCUCCCCCUCGCCGCCACGCACGCCGGCGCGGGUGCAGCGGGAGAAGCAGGUGAGGCAGGCGAGGGAGGGUUGUGGUGGGCGAGAGGGAAUGAGGGUGGGGAUGGGGGGGAGAGGAGGAGCGAGGGGAAUGUGCAGGCGGUGGAGGAGCGGCAAGUGGCGGGCAGGUAUUGGAGCGCGGUGGUGGCGGGGGUGCGGCUGCACGUGGUGGGCGCCGUGCCCGACGUGCAGAUCGUGCUGGGCGUGCUGGCUGCCUCCCAGCCCAGCAGCGGCGCGGGGGGCGUGGAUGAGGGCGGACACAUGGCCUCGCGAGGGGGGGCAGUGUGUGGGGUGAGGCGAGCAGGGGGCGCAGGGGAGGGCGGCAGGCGGAAGAGAGGGCGGGGUGCAGCAGGUGAGUGGCAGGUGAUGGAGGAAGGGGGGGGUGAGGGGGAGGAGGGGAAGGAGGAGGAGGGAGAGGGAGAGAUGGGAGAAGAAGAGGAAGAGGUGGAGGAAGUGGAGGGGGAGGAGGUGGGGAUGGAUGAUGAGAUAGAUGACGAGGAGGAGGGAGGGCGCUGGUCGGUUCGCCUGCUGUUGCACUGCAAGGCUCUGCGCCUCCUCGCUCUCUACCAGGUACUCCUCGCUCUCUACCAGGUACUCCUUGCUCUCUACCAGAGGGUGGUGCCGGCUGCCGUGGCUGCCUGCCACGUGGAUCCGCUGCGCUUCCUGCGCGCCGACCUGCCCUCGCUGCCCUCCCCCUUGCUGCGAGCCACUCUGCGCCUCCUCCUUGCCUUCUUCCCGCCGCCUUCUCAACACACCCUUGCAUUCCCCGGGGCUGGCACUGGAGGGGCGCACAGCACGCCGCCACUGCCUGCACCGGCCGAAGCGGCGCCCGCGGGGGGCGAGUUCCUCUGCACCUGCCCGCUGCACAACCAUCUGCUGCCGCUGCUGUUGCUGCGCCUCUCCCCGCCGCCCGCCGACCUCGCACCUGACGUUGACUGGCUCUGCACCGCUGCCAUGCUCUCCUCGCAUGCCUUCCGUGCCCGCCAAUCAGAGGCUGCCAUGUGGCUGCGCUUCCUGCCCACCAUGGCACCUGGCAGUGCUUGCAGCAGUGCGGCGGCAGCACGAGGGGUGGCGGCGUUUCUGGCGGAUGCCGUGGCGUGUGUGGCCCGCGCGCCUCUCAAGUACCUCCUCGCCCUUCCUGCCGCCUCACCACCCCCCGCCCAUGCAUCCCACUGCCCCUCCUGCCGUGCCCGGGGCCACACCCCCAUGGCCUCUUUGGGUCCCUUCCCUGCCUGCAUUCUCACCAACUGCCUCAAAGUGCUGCAUGCCACCUCCCCCUCCUCCUCCUCUUCCUCCUCCUCCUCCUCCUCAUCUCCGCCAGUGCAGCUUGCCAUCGCCACCUUCACCUGCAACGCCCUGACCCACCUCAUCUCCCUUCAGUCGGCCGCCUCGCUGCUUCCUGUGCCGCCUGAGGAGCAGCAGGGGGGGGGGAAGAGGCCGCACAGUGCGGCUGGGGCGGGUGCUCACAGAUGCGACGCCUGUGAUGCUGGUGGGCGCGCAGCAGUGGAGGCAGCAGUGGGGGCGGCAGAGGCGAGCCUGCAAGCGGAGCAAGCGAUGCACGCGCCUGUGCUGCUGGAAGCGAUUGUGCUGGCGCAGCAAGCACUGCAGCCUGCCGCCACCUGCCACCACCACCACAUGCCCCCCGCAGUGGCCUCUCCACUGCCUCUCUUCCUCCCCCCCAUGCCCUCUUCUCCCCACCCCUCCACGACUGCUCUCUCCCACCUCCUCCUCUCCUUGCCCUGCGCGCCUCUGCUCUCCCUGUGCGUGCCCGCCCUGCUCUCGCCUCUCAAGCUCCACCGCCGCCUCGCCUCCUGCCUUGCUGCGCUGCUCCUGGCCCGCCUGCGCCUGCUAUCGCCCCAUGUGCUGCAAGAGAGGGCCGCAGGGGCAAGCCACGCCCGCCCAGGCGAGGGAAUUCUGUGGGGGGAGAGGAGGGGGGAGGUGGGGAGGGCUGUUGUGUUUGAACUGGGGCGAGUACUAGGCGUGGGUAUGGGGGGGCCCCAGCAGGUGGGGGGGGCGGAAUGGAGGCGGCGGCAGCUAGGUGUGCGUGUGUGCAUGGCGGCACUGGAGGCCACCCUCAUGCCACCACCGCUGCCCUCGCCCUCCCACCCCAUGCACGCUGCCAGCGCAUGGAAUGGGGGGGGGGGCGAGCAGGGGCAGCAGGGCGGCGAGGAGGAUGGGAGUGCGUGUGAGUUCAUGGUGCAGGCAGCUGACGUCAUGUCACACCCUCUGCUCCUCGCAGCAUUCACAGGCCACCUCGAUGACGUCACCGCCUGGCCCUCUGCACACCUCUCCUCCCUCCUCACCUUCCUCCGCCUGUCCAUCUCGCGCCUCCUCCUCCGCCUCCUCUCCUUCUCCCAUGCCCUCUACCACUCUCUCCCCGACUCGCCUUCGCCCGCCCCCCCACCAGCCCAGGGCGCCCUUCUCCUGUGGCAGGCCUGCCAGCCAUUCCUCUGCGCCGCCCACCACUCCCUUGCUGCCUCCCUCGCGCCCUUCCUCCCUUACUCCCCGUCUCCCCCUGCGUGCCCCUCGCCUGUGCGCACUGCCUCGCAUGCGGUGGUGCUGGUGGCGCCAGGGAGGAACGCCGGGGGCGGGGUGGGCAGCAGAGCGCAGGAGCAGAGCAGGGUGUGGCGGCAGGUGGCAGGAGGGGCUCUGGGCGACUGGCACUUCGACUUUGACACCAGCUGUGUCACGUGGAGGGGGGAGGGAGAUGGCGGGGGAGGAGGGGAAGGGGCUGGGGAGGAGGCAGUGCAAGAGGAGGCGGCGCAAGGGGUGGCAGUGCCAGUGAGCGUAGUGGUGGCGCUGUGGCUCUCUCGUUUCAUUGCCCUGCCGUGCCACUCCUCCCCGUCUCCCCUUGUGCAGCCCGCCCCUCCCUGUGCCUCCGCUAUUCAGCCCGCUCUUGCCCCUUCCUGUCCGCACGUCACCCGUGUCCCCUCCUCGCCCCGCCUGGCCAGCCUGGCAGCAUGGGCGGGAUGGAUGGCAGCAGUGGUGCAGGGAAUGGCACACGGGCAGAUGGCAGAUGGGAGCAUGGUGAUUGGGGGUGGUGCAGCAGGGGGAGGUGAGAGGGAGAGUGUGAGGGGGGCAUGUGAGCACAUGGCGCUCACAAUUGCAUGUGUCACAUUUCAACACGCCAAGGCAGCUGUGGGCGAGGGGCAUGGUGGGUUGCCGUGGGUGGCCCCACAGCCACUGCCGCAGACACUGCAGCACAGCACUUCACGUGGGGGGGCGAACGUGUGUGCGCGUGGGGCGCUCACAGCGCUGGUGGAGGCGGCCCUGCACGCGCUGCUCACACGGGCCACACUCCUCGCAGAGCACACAGCUGUCGUGGCACUGGAAGCAGCGGUGCGCCUGCCCUGCCUGCACAUCUGGCCAAGCCCUGUGGCGUGCCACGCACCGUGCUCACACGUGCACGUGCACGUGGCGCGAGUGUGCCCCGCAGCCCUUGAGCGGCGCGUCAUUCACUCGUGCGUGCACCACCCCUCAUGGCGCCGUGGCAACCUGCUCUCGCUGCUCCUCGCUGCUCACGCACGCUCUGAGGGGCGCACAGGGAGCAGCAGGGUGGCGGGCGAGGUGGUGCAGGCUGUGGCUGAGUGGAUGGGUGGCGAGGAGAGGCAGUGGUUGGGCGCACGCUCAGCCAAGGGUGUGGGGGGCAGGGUGGAUGCAGGAGGUGGUGAGGGGCACUCGUGGUGGCAGGAUGGGGACAGGUGGAUACGCAUGCUCAUGCUGCUGCCUGCAGUGGUUGCUGCUGUGGGUGGGCAGUGGAAGGAGGGCGAGGGUGGAGGGGCAGCAGGUAUGAGUAUGGUGGCGUGCACGUACAGAGACAUGCUCCUCGCCCUGCUCCCUCCAUGCACCCCGCCCCAUACCGCCACAACCACCCCUCCCUGCCACCUUCCCCUCUCCCAUCUUCCUCCUCACAUCCUUCCCUCCUUGCUCUUGUAUGUCCCCGCUCUUCUCCACUCGCUGCUGCUCGCUCAUCCCCUCCCCCGCUUGCGCCUCGCCUCGCUCGUCCACGUGGUGGUGCCACACGAGCAGCAAGAGGGCGGAAUGCAGGGGGGAGGCAAGGCCGCACGUGGAAAAGGGAGGGGCAGUGGGAAGGGCAGGGGGGAGGCGGAGGAGGGUAGAGGGGGGGUGGUUGGAGGUGGGGGGUGGCGUGUGCAGGGGGGCUGUGUGGCGGCUGCCACGCUGCUGCAGGUGGCACUGGCGCCCCGGCUGGCCUGCACCGGCCCUAUGCCCACGGCGCCCUUCAGGACUGCUAGCACUGGUAGCGCUGGCGGUGUUGGCGCUGGCAGGUGCGGUGGGGAGAGCGAGGGCACGAGAAGGGUUUGGGGAACGCCUGCUGCACAGAUGAGGGUUCUGGCUGCCCUUCUGAAUCUUCUUGGAAGCAUCUUCCCUCUCGCACCGGAGGCACAAGUGACUGUGGUGACGGGCAGUGGUGGUGGCAGUGGGUGGGGGCAAAGAGAGCAUGUGAGGAGGGAAGGUGAGAGGGCAGUGGGUGGUGGGCGGGUGACAAUGGCAGCGAGAGAGCUUCAGCAGGUGGCUGCCGUGCAGCUGGCUCGUGUGGCCACGCACCUGGCACGUACACUCACUGCUGCUCCACCUGCCAUGCCGCCACACCCGCCACCAUCUCCCACCACCCCGCACGUCCCCCUGCCUCUGCUGCAGCACGGCCUGGCCUCGCUGCGCCUUGCAGCCGUGGCGUGCCUCAAGCACCGCUUCGCCCACCCUCUGGCCUUCCACUCCCUCACCCUCGCCUGCCGUGCCCUGCUCGCCGCCGCCACUGCCCCCUCCGUGCACCCACCGAAGCGUCCCGUGGCAGCAGCAACACCACCAUCACAAUCGCCAGAAGCCGCGGCAGCAGCGGUGUCCAGCGUGGGGUGCGCCCUCUUGGACCUCCUCCUCGCACACUCUCGCACUCUGCCUCUCCUCCUCUCCCCCUCCGCUGGCCCCUCCGCCGCCCCCCUGCCUGCAGCGCUGGCCCACCAACUGCACAAGGACAGCAGCAGAGCUGUAUCGCUCCCAUCGCCCCUCUCCCUCAUCCCCUCUCCCCUCCUCCCCGAUCUCCCCCUCAUUGCCGCAUCCUGCCCGCCCUCUUCUGCUCGCAGUACUCGCAUACACGCCAGCUGGCGGGGGGCAGCGUGGCAGGUGCAAGAGGGGCAGAGAGUUGCAGACAGGGAGGAGUUGGGGGAGGAAGCGGAAGCAGGGGCAGGCGUGGAGGUGAAGGUGCGGGCCAGUGAGCUCCUGCACUCGUGCCUUCACUCCACCAUGCUGUGGCCGCUCGCACUGCCAUGCCAGGCACCAAGCCAUGCAGCGAGGGAGGGGAGAGAGGGUGGAGAGGAGGAGAGGCCUGAUGGGGAGGCAGGAAAGCAAAGGAAGAGGAAGAGGAAGAGGCGGAAGGGAGGAUCAGAGGGGGGUGAGGAAGGCGCGUGUGCAGGUGAGGGUGCAGCGCGGUUGGAAUUGCUGCGGCUGAUGACUGCCUUUCUGCGAAUGAGGCUGUGCCACGUGUCUGGCCGUGUGUGCUCAUCGGCGUGUGGGCGUGCUGUACAGUCGCUCUUUGCGCUGCUGCUCGCCCUCUACGGCGCCACCCUCAGCCCCACCGACCGCGCACUGCUCGCCCUCAUGCACCUCCUCACACGCCUUGCACGCCGCGACAUGCCACGUGCGGCAGCCCGCAUCGAGGGGGGGGACCAGCAAGCUGCGCAGGCAGCAGGGGGUGCUGAUGGGGCGAGCACGGUGGUUGCAGAGGAGUUCCUGGGUUUUGAGUGGUUUGACUAUCUUUGGGGCCAGGGGGCCGCAUCACGCUGGGAGUGGCAGCAGGGAAGGGGACGAGCACCAGCACAGGCAGGGGGUGAGGGCCAAGCAGAAGGUGCUGCACAAGAUGGCAGGGAGAUGGGGGUAGCGGGGGGGGAGGAGGUGGGUGGGAAUGGUGAUGGUGUGUUUGAGGGGCGCGAGCAGCGGCAGUGGCGGUUCUGGUGGGAGGAGGCGGCGGUGGACGCCACGCGCUGUGGGCUGCUCGUGCUCGCCUUCCCUGCCCUCCGCCACGCACACUUGGGGGGGGAUGCAGGCGAGCAGGGGCGAGACGGAGAGGGAGGGGGAGUGGAGGACGUGGAGCAAGAGGGUGAAAGGGUGAGUGAGUGGAUGGGGCACGAAAGCACGCACAUGUGCAUAUGCAGUGCGAGCUGCAUGGGAGGGGGGGGCGACCCUUGUGUGCGGCAGCAGGCUGGGCAGGGCCACCCUCUCCCCGGGUCAGCGGCGGGUCAGGACGUGGCGGUGCAGCAGGCAGCCUACGACCCCGCCUUCCUGCUCCCCUUCACCCUGCACGCCCUCUCCCGCCGCCUCCUCUCCCCGCGCAUGGCUGCCCGCUGCGGGCUCAUGGCGGCUGCCAUUGCCAGCCUGGCGUCGGCGCAGCACAGCAUGCGGCGCCUGGGCUACGCCACUCUCGCACUCUUUGCUGCUCUGCUCGAGGUAUGUGCGCUGCUGCAAGCCACUUUGGGCUCAAGUGGCGCUCUUCAGCUGAUGAUGCUGGCAUGCAUGCGAGAGGUGAAACAGUGA
This is a messenger RNA of Closterium sp. NIES-65, 8760 nucleotides long. The record is from the annotation of a GenBank genome assembly. Lineage: Eukaryota; Viridiplantae; Streptophyta; Zygnematophyceae; Desmidiales; Closteriaceae.